GGGGCCGGAGCCCGCCCUGCGCCCCGCGCUGCAGCCCCGCCACGCAGGGAGGAAGGCAGCCGGCAUCCAUCUCCCCGGCGCGGAGGACGCGCUGCGGCGACCACCGCACCGCGGAGCGCGCAUUUCCCGGCCCCCCUCCUCCCCUCCCCCUUCUGGGAGCUGGUCUCUAUCUGCCUGGCCCCAUAAGCUUUGUGUCGAUUUCUCCGCUCUCCAGCUGAGAUGGGGAUAGAAGCCCGGCCCCCCCACCCUCUUUCCCCUCCUCCCGGGGCUCGCCGCUGAGCGCCGCCCCCCUCCCUCCCUCCCUCCCUCCCUUUUUGCUCCUCUGCCUCCUCCACAGCCAGACCAGCUCCCUCCCACAUCAAGCGCCUGGAGACCCUUGGGAUCCGGCGCGCACUUCCCUGGACCAAAAAGCGCCCCGAACGACGGGUCCCAGCCGCUCGCUGGGGUGGCCAGAGCCGCGGUCCUCUGUUCCCCCGACGGCUGGGGGGAGGGGGGAGGAGGCCGCGCGCCCCCCUCCCCGGCACCGACUCCCCCUGGCGGCCGCUCCCAUGGGUGUCGCUGGGCCGCGCCAUGCCUAAGGGGGCGCCGCGAUGGGCCAAGGGGACGAGAGCGAGCGCAUCGUGAUCAACGUGGGCGGCACGCGCCACCAGACGUACCGCUCGACGCUGCGCACGCUGCCCGGCACGCGGCUCGCCUGGCUGGCGGAGCCCGACGCCCACAGCCACUUCGACUAUGACCCGCGGGCCGACGAGUUCUUCUUCGAUCGCCACCCGGGCGUCUUUGCGCACAUCCUGAACUACUACCGCACGGGCAAGCUGCACUGCCCGGCCGACGUGUGCGGGCCGCUGUACGAGGAGGAACUGGCCUUCUGGGGCAUCGACGAGACCGACGUGGAGCCGUGCUGCUGGAUGACCUACCGCCAGCACCGCGACGCCGAGGAGGCGCUCGACAGCUUUGGCGGGGCGCCCUUGGACAACAGUGCCGACGACGCGGACGCCGACGGCCCUGGCGACUCGGGCGACGGCGAGGACGAGCUGGAGAUGACCAAGCGCCUGGCGCUCAGCGACUCCCCGGACGGCCGGCCGGGCGGCUUCUGGCGCCGCUGGCAGCCACGCAUCUGGGCGCUCUUCGAGGAUCCCUACUCGUCUCGCUACGCGCGGUACGUGGCCUUUGCCUCUCUCUUCUUCAUCCUGGUCUCCAUCACCACCUUCUGCCUGGAGACCCACGAGCGCUUCAACCCCAUCGUAAACAAGACGGAGAUAGAGAAUGUUCGGAACGGCACGCAAGUGCGCUACUACCGGGAGGCGGAGACGGAGGCCUUCCUCACCUACAUCGAGGGCGUGUGCGUGGUGUGGUUCACCUUCGAGUUCCUCAUGCGCGUCGUCUUCUGCCCCAACAAGGUCGAGUUCAUCAAGAACUCGCUCAACAUCAUCGACUUCGUGGCCAUCCUGCCCUUCUACCUGGAGGUGGGGCUGAGCGGCCUCUCCUCCAAGGCCGCCAAGGACGUGCUGGGCUUCCUGCGCGUCGUGCGCUUCGUGCGCAUCCUGCGCAUCUUCAAGCUGACCCGCCACUUCGUGGGGCUGCGGGUGCUCGGCCACACGCUGCGCGCCAGCACCAACGAGUUCCUGCUGCUCAUCAUCUUCCUGGCCCUGGGCGUGCUCAUCUUCGCCACCAUGAUCUACUACGCCGAGAGGAUAGGCGCGCAGCCCAACGACCCGAGCGCCAGCGAGCACACGCACUUUAAGAACAUCCCCAUCGGCUUCUGGUGGGCCGUGGUCACCAUGACGACGCUGGGCUACGGGGACAUGUACCCGCAGACGUGGUCCGGCAUGCUGGUGGGGGCGCUGUGCGCGCUGGCGGGCGUGCUCACCAUCGCCAUGCCCGUGCCGGUCAUCGUGAACAAUUUCGGGAUGUACUACUCCUUAGCCAUGGCUAAGCAGAAACUACCAAAGAAAAAAAAGAAGCAUAUUCCGCGGCCGCCGCAGCUGGGAUCUCCCAAUUAUUGUAAAUCUGUCGUAAACUCUCCACACCACAGUACUCAGAGUGACACAUGCCCGCUGGCCCAGGAAGAGAUUUUAGAAAUUAACAGAGCAGGAACCUGUUGGAGUGACUCUGGCUUUCGCGGUGUCUGGCUGGGUUGAUGGUCGAGUGGGCGUGUCCGGUGACCUCCUGAUGGAAGCGGCUGGUGAGCAGCGGACCAGAGGGGAGCUAGGUGACAGCGCUCCAGACCGGCAGCCGCCCCUCCCCGCCACCGAGGCCCCUCCCCCACCCCGGCAGUAGGGACUGCAGCAGCAAUACAGGACAUCCCCACCGGUGUAGUCACCUUCCCGUGCACUCCCUGGGCGGCGGGCGCGCGACAAUACUAGUCUCCGUGGGAUAUAUUCUAAUAUUCCAUGGCUAGUGGUUCGUUAUGGGACUCUCUCAGUUUUAUGAGAACCUGCACAUAGCACAUAAAGUUGAUCAUGGGGCUCUGGUCCGAAGAUAAAAAAGCCCGUAGUCUACCUCUACCCAUGGAAUGCCAUCACCUUAUUCUGUGGACAUAGGCAACUCAGUGGGACGGAUGACCCGGAGAAGAAGGAUGGCACUGAGCUGAGAAGAGGCACAGGGGAGCGGGAGACUGACGUGAGAGACCCUGUAGCUCGGAGUCCGCCAAGGACGGCUCCGUGCCUGCCUGGGUCUGGCCCCCGGGGCUGCAAGCCAGUGCAGCUCCCAGUAUGGACUCUCCCCCACCCCUGCUAGAGCGGCCUCCCCCAGUGACCUCCCUCCCUGCUGAGGAACUCCCUCUGACCCGCCCCGCCCCGCCCCGCUGUGGCCAGUGCAGUGCCCUCGAAGCCCCUUCUCUGCCCUGGGGACUUUACAGCCCGUACACCCCGCUCCCUACUCUCCCCUUGCUGGGAUUGCUGAAGGCACCUGAGAAGAGUGUGGUUCAUGUGCUGAGCUGGGUGGCGGGCACCGCGGGGCAGUGUCUGGGGAGAGCCCUGGCCACCUCUGCGCUGGGGCUUAGCUAACAUUGACCUCAGGAGCCACCAUCAGGCCAAGGAAGGUUCCUGGGGCUCUGGGGCAGGUCUGGGCUGGCUCCACUGAGCUGCAGCAGGAAGAACGCGGCCUGGCAGGCGUCACUAUGGCUGUCCUUGACCCUUCCAACACGUCCUCCCCAACACUGGAGCUUUCAGUACUGGGGCCCCAAGCAUGGGUGCUCCAGGCUAGCGCAUCACGGCUCCCCAGUUCACUCCGGGCAGGCAGAUUCCUCUGUACUCCCAGGCAAGGGCAGUGUUUAUCCAUGUCCUGAGGAGGGACACACACGUGCACACAUACAACAGGAACGUGUUCCGACAUGCACAGCAGCCCGUCACGGGGACACCAGCAGCAGCAACCACACCAAGGCACUGCAUCGCCCCAGGUCCCACUGCUCCUUCCCCGCCUCGGCAGCCCCGUGCCCAGGGCCGCCCUGCCCCGGCUCCAGGUUUCAGGGACCCAGAGAGCACUGGCUUGAACGAUCUCCAGGACCGAGGAGCCUGGAUGUCCAGGGCCUCCUGCUCAGACACUCACUUCCCCUGGUGGCGUUGGUGCCGUCCUGAUGUCCACACCUGCCCCCUCCCCCCAGCUCUGAGACCCCCGGCUAGUCUGAGUCCCAUCCCUCACAGAGCACUCCUGCUUCCACCUGCUGGCCUGAGACUCUGAGGAUCCACCACCGAGAGGAGGUGUGGCCCACAGGGGUGUCCCCCGCCCCCACCUCCACACCGCUGGGUCCCUUCCCCUGCACUUCCUUUCUUCUUGUAGCUAUGCCCUUCCUGGGCAAGGGCUUGAGGGCGAGUUUGUGAGAGAGUGAGGGGAAGGCCUUUGCAAGGCUGGCAAACAUGAGGGUAGACCCCAGACCUACAGGAAAUGGGGGAGGUGAGAUGCAGCCCCCUCCCCUCAAGUGUCUUCUAGCCUCACUGCACACUGAGAACAGCCAAGCAGCCUUGCCCUCUGAGAUUCUCUGAUUUCACCUUUCCGACCUGGGUAGGGGUCAAGUGCAGCCAUCUGAGCCCUGAGGGCAUCCCAGCCCCACACCGCCCCAGGCCAGGCAGCAGGACUGAGGCAGGCCUCCUGGUCUCGCCAGCAGCACCUCCCUCUCAGCUCCAGCCUGGGUCACUCCUGAGGUCUCUGUGUGUGUCUGUCCCCAGGACGAUCCGCGGCUGCUCUGUCCUGUGUUUGAGAUCUUGUGUGUGAGUCGGGGGGGUGGGGGUUGAGGGUGUAAUUCUCACCUGGCACAGCCAGGGACUGCCUGGGGCUGCGGCCCUGGGGAAAGCAGGGAAAGCAAGCGGCUUGUUUCCUGAAGGGACCUCCUCCCCUACCUCUGCGGCCGCCCGGAGCUUCCCCUGUCCUGCCAUGUCCAUCCAUGUGUCUCGUCCAUCUCUGCUCCUGUGAUGUGGGUUGGUCCUUUGUGGUGCCGUGUUCAGGGCUGCAGGGGCUCAUCGUAGGUGAGCGGGAGGUGGCGGCCGAGUGGAGAUUGGGGGGCUGGCGGCCAGACUCCCUUCCUGCCCGUGGGCACGGUGGGGCAGCCAUAGAACAUCCCAUAGAAGCUGCUCCCCCAGGGAGCCACCACCGCGGUCUCAGCUUUGGGGGCGGGGUGGGGCGGUUCUCCCUGGCAGCAGCAGGGAAGUCGCAGGGGGCGGGGCUGUAGAGUUGCAGCGAGCGGAGCAGAGCAGCCGUGGUAUUGGCGGCUGGGACCCUGAGUGGGGUCCUCGCUGCCCCCAGGUGAGCUGAGGGGGAAGCAGCAGACUCAGAGGGCCAGGCAUGGGUGUUCUUUUCCGUGUUGUUCGCAUUCUCACUUUCUCUCUCUCUCCACUAAUCAUGUUUCUCUCUCCUCUCUCUCCCUCCUCGUUUUGUUGCGUGACUCGUGCCGGUUCUCGUGGUUGUGUCUCUCCCAGACUGUCCCCAUUUAACCCGGGACGUUUUUCUCUGAGUCCCCAGCUGGGCAGAUCUCUUGGGAUUUAACCCAAGGAAAUGCCCAUCCACCCCCCACCCCACCCCAGCCCUGCGUGCGCCCCGUGGCGCCCGCUGCUGGUGUGAACAGUAAGUACCUCGUCGGUGGUGCCUGGAGACGGGGGGGGCAGAGAAGCCAGCCCUGCUGGCUGAGGGCCUGGCCACGUGGGGUCUCCUUGCUCCAAAGUUUAAAAAAAAAUGACCCCCUCCUUUCGGACGCUCAUCUCAGCCAUUUCAGAGCCUGGAAACCAUCUCCGAGACGCUGCCCAUGCUGCCAUUUCACCAUCGCAGGCCUGUGGGGCUAGGGGAGGCCUGGGGGCCCUGGGCCAGGUGAGGCAGGGCCCCCAGGCUUCUGGAGAGCAGGUGGGAACCAAGGCGCCUAGCUGCCAUCUCAUCCGAAGGCCGGGCCAGGGCAAGAGGGUGCGGGGAUGGGUGAGUGUCUACCCCUGGCCCUUUGCACAGCUUCCUCGGAUGCAGACAGUUGGCCUUCUUUGGUUUGUCUCUCUUGCAGCUGCCCCUCUGGAUUCUGAGAGCUUCCCAUACCACAGAUAAACCAAGAGCCCGAGGAGGCCGGGCUUAUUCACAAAGCGAGACUUAAACACCCCCACCCAAUCACCGCCCCCUCCGCCAAGGUCAAGAGAAGAAGCAGGCUUGGGGAGUAUCCUGGGAAUGCCCCCCCAGGGAGGGUGGGGUGCCUGGCUCCCAUUCCCUCCCCACCCCCGACCAGUGGGAGAUCCCUGAUGGCUACUCCUUGCCUCCUGCCUCUGCAGGGAAUGCCUGUGCUAAACUUGGGGCCCUUUGAAGGUUGUGGGAGCCGGGAGCCCCCAGGAUAGGGAGGGCUGGUGGGCAGAGCCAGGGGGCGGCGACUCAGAGCCAGAGGAGGGACCUCAGGCUGCACCCUCUCUGGAGGCCGAGGCAGAGAGGGAGCACCCACCUUUGACCCUCCCCUGGGCAAGAACCACAGGCUGCAGAUUCCACACCCCUGAUGGGCGGUGGCCAGCAGAGAGACAGCAAGUGCUCACCCAUCUCCCAGCCGGCUGCCGCCUGGGAAAGCUCAUACAGGCACUGCAGGCCCCCCGCUUCCACACUCUCCCUCCCCAGGACCCUCCUCCUUCAGCCCAGAGAGCUCUGGGAAGGCAGACAGGGGCUGAACAGAGUGGGAGGCAGGACGGGCGUGUCUGGGAGCACACUUGUGUGCCCGCAGACACGCCCCUAGGUGCUAGGCAGCUCCAGAACCCCAGAGAGGCCCCAGUCCCAGUCCCAUGGUGUCCAAGUUACUGGCCUUUCUGGUGGAGAAUCAGUCGGGGAGCGAAGCCCCUGGGAUUUGUCAAGAAAUGCACUGUACAUGAAAUGCUUUGCCACCUUGUACGAGAGACUUUUUUUUUUAAGUUCCAAAAUUAUGAUGGGAUUUUUUUUUGGAUUUGCUUUAUGAAUAAACCUGAUUGGUCCAUU
Messenger RNA from Oryctolagus cuniculus (rabbit), 6420 nucleotides. RefSeq names its product potassium voltage-gated channel subfamily C member 1 (gene KCNC1). Gene Ontology annotation, cellular component: voltage-gated potassium channel complex; dendrite membrane; neuronal cell body membrane. Gene Ontology annotation, molecular function: protein binding; delayed rectifier potassium channel activity. Gene Ontology annotation, biological process: potassium ion transmembrane transport; protein homooligomerization; action potential. The record is from RefSeq and is a predicted model, not a curated record. NCBI's taxonomy places the organism in Eukaryota, Metazoa, Chordata, Mammalia, Lagomorpha, Leporidae.